AGAUGGUCACACAUUGGUGAAGGGUUAAAUGGGCGUUUUCUAUGUUCCCGAAAAACAUCUGCAGGAGGCAGACACUGGGAACAUGUUAUGGUUGGCGUUCCCAUAAGGAGAACCAGGCCCCAUCCUAUUAACAUAUAAAGGACAGAGAACGUGUGACACCCAUUUACAGCACCGAGAAAAUGAAGCCUCUCAUCAGUGUGUCUCUACCUGUCGUAAUCCUGCUUUCCUAUGGAGUCCUUACUGCGGGAUCCAUAUUACCUGACCCGGAGGACACAGCAAAGGUGUCUUGUUCUGCUGAGAAGCUGGUGAGAUCCUCGGACAGUUUGUACAUAGGGAAUGGAGAUGCUCGGAGUGUUCUGCGCCUGGAAUUCAAGCUUUCUGAACUAACAAGUAAUCUCUCCUCGUUUGAUUUUCGGACCUUCGACCCAGAAGGCAUAAUCUUCUAUGGAGAUGUCGGAAGAGAUAAUUGGUUUGUACUUGGGGUCCGAGAACGUCGUCUAGAAGUACAGAUGAGUAAUGGAAAUGGGCAGAUGGUUCUCUCCAAGUGGGGGCCAGAUGUGAGCGAUGGAAAAUGGAGGAAGGUGACUGUGGACAGUACUAUCAACACUAUUGAUGUGAGAGUGAACGGAGAGAUUGUGGUGAUGUUGACUUAUCACGUGAACAAUGAACUGGUGCCUCAGAGCUACUCCACACUUAGCAUCAUCCUGGGUGACCUUCCUUCAGACCAUAAUCUGCAGCUUCUCAAGCCGCUGGUACCUGCAUUAGAUGGGUGUUUGCGUAACUGGGCCUGGGUGAAAAAGAAUACUGAAGCCCUAGACCGUGCAAUGGAGAUGGACGAGAACCGUCGUUGCUUCCAAAAUGAGGAACCUGGAGCUUUCUUUCCUGCUCGUGGAUUUGCUACAUUUAAACCAGCCGCAUUUCCAACAAAGGACAAAGAUUCCUGGAGUCUAAUCCUGCAGCUGGCCUUCCGAGUACUAGAGGAUGGUGGGGUCCUGCUGGGAUUGUCUGGAGCAAGGAAUGUUUUUGCAUUGACAAUAACUUUCGAUUUGGAGAAACAAGUUUUGGAAGUCUCCCUGCUGGGAAAAUUAGCACAUUCAUUAAAGUUCCCACCUGGUGUAUGUCUCAAAGACUGGCAUACUGUGAAUAUUGUAAUCCAGUCCAACCAAGUUGUCCUGACCACUACUGAGGCCUCAUCUUCAAUGGAUAUUGUGCCAGCGGACUUCAAGGCUUUGGAAGACAUAUGGCUGGACCCUGCUUCUGAAAUCUCUAUUGGAGGCACUUCGGAACAAGCUGAGCCUGGCGCACGUUUCUCAGGGUGUCUAAAGAUAAUUCUACAAGGAACGGCUGUUGAGGUGGACUCGGCCGAGUACAAGCACCCUCAUGUCCACAGUCACAGCUGUCCACUGGCAGUAUAGUGAAUCAUGGAAAAGUCUUCACUGGAGGCUGUGUGUUCUGAUAUGUGCGAUGUAUCAUUCUUCUACAUAAAUCUAAACCAUAUCCUCCAACCAGUUGGGAUUUCAGGAACUGUUUUUAGCCCCAAAUUUUCAAUCAGUUCUUUUGGAGUCCGGAAAAUAGAACAAAGUCUUGUUUAGGGGAACACAAAUACAAAAAGACCACUAUGGUGUAAAAUACAUAUAUCAUGGUACACGCACACUAGAUUGGCUUGCUUUGAUCUCUAGGCAGGAUCAUCUACAAUGUACACUACUGAGAGGUAUAUUUUCAUGUAUCAGUACAGAUGAACAAUGGGGUUUUACCUUCAGAUGGACGUCUACAUGAGAAAUAAAUCGUAUUUACACUUG
Bufo gargarizans (Asiatic toad) is the source of this 1799-nucleotide messenger RNA. RefSeq names its product sex hormone binding globulin (gene SHBG). Lineage: Eukaryota; Metazoa; Chordata; Amphibia; Anura; Bufonidae. The transcript has 8 exons. The record is from RefSeq and is a predicted model, not a curated record. Bases 180 to 1415 code for a protein of 411 amino acids.